UAGUAGGCUACUGCCCAGAGGGAGUGCAUGGUAUGCCAUGAAUGAACCACAGCCAGCGGGACUGCCGUGAACCAGCCGCCCCGCCACGGUCCAGCAUGGCCGACUUGUUUUCCUUGGACUUCGAGAUCUUCGGUCUAGUGACAGGAGUUUUCUUUAGAAUGCACGCGGAGCAGGAGGCCGUGAGGCUGGGGCUGGUAGGCUGGGUGAAGAACACGUACCACGACACGGUGGUGGGGCAGGUGCAGGGACCGGUCGACAAAGUACAAGAAAUGAGGGAGUGGUUGGCCACCAAAGGAAGUCCGUUCUGCAGAAUCGACAAGGCGCAGUUCAACAACGAGAGACCGAUCAGCAAACUGGAGCACGAGAAGUUCCGGAUAAGCUACUGAGGGGCGUGAAACUUCGUGUUUAAUACGUGCAGGAGUGAGGAG
Molecule: messenger RNA, 428 nt
Organism: Branchiostoma floridae (Florida lancelet)
Lineage: Eukaryota; Metazoa; Chordata; Leptocardii; Amphioxiformes; Branchiostomatidae
Product: acylphosphatase-2-like
Exons: 4
Coding region: 42-386 (114 amino acids)
Molecular function (GO): acylphosphatase activity
Source: RefSeq, a predicted model, not a curated record